AUGAAGUUCACGCGCGCCUACUCUUCCAGCCUCAACGGCGCCAUCCCGGCGGCCAAGGCCAAGUACGUGCCGGUGUCAGGCACGUAUCCGAUAGGAUUUACCGCCUCGGGCAUCUUGGUGGGCGUCAAGGCCGGCAACACGACCAAGCCGGACCUCGCCCUCGUCACCUCGGAUCGUCCCUGCUCGGCCGCUGCCGUCUUCACCAAGAACAAGUUCCAGGCGGCUCCUGUCACCUUCAGCCGAAAGGUGCUCGAGAGCAGGGCCAACGCGGGCCUGCGGAGCGUCAUCGUCAACUCGGGCUGCGCCAACGCCGUCACGGGCAUCGGCGGCCUCGAGGAUGCGUCCGAGAUGGCGCGGACGACGGAUCAGAGGGUCGGCGUGCCCGACUCGACCAUUGUCAUGAGCACCGGCGUCAUCGGACAGAGGCUGCCGAUCCGCAAGAUCAUCGACCACAUCCCCGUUGCCUACCACAAGGCGGGCGGCUCGCACAGGCACUGGCUCGACUGCGCGAGGGCCAUCUGCACGACCGACACCUUCCCCAAGCUCAUGUCCCGCUCCUUUGCCCUGCCGUCGUCGCCCGGCAUCGAGUACCGCAUCGCCGGCAUGACCAAGGGGGCGGGCAUGCUGGCUCCCAACAUGGCGACCCUGCUGACCAUCCUCGCCACCGACGCGCCCAUCGCGCCCGCCAUCAUGACGCCGCUGCUCAAGCACGCCGUCGACCGGUCCUUCAACUCCAUCACCGUCGACGGCGACACGUCGACCAACGACACCGUGGCCCUCCUGGCCAACGGCGCCGCCGGCGGCCGGGAGCUGUCGUCGCCGGACCAGUCGGCCGACUACGAAGCCUUCCAGGAUACCCUGACGUCCUUUGCCACCGACCUCGCCAAGUACAUUGUCCGGGACGGCGAGGGCGCCACCAAGUUCGUCACCAUCCGCGUCGUCGACGCCGCCUCGGAGCUCUCGGCCCGCGCCAUCGCCCGCGCCAUCGCCCUCUCGCCCCUCGUCAAGACGGCCCUAUACGGCAAGGACGCCAACUGGGGCCGCAUCCUCUGCGCCGCCGGCUACUCGCUCAUCUCGCCGCCGGGACAGCCGGUCAACGACGUGCCCGAGAUCGUGCCGGAGCGGACCAACGUCUCCUUUGUCCCGACCGACGGCUCCCAGGAGCUCAAGCUGCUCGUUGACGGCGAGCCCGAGGAGGUCGACGAGGAGCGUGCCAGCGAGAUCCUCGAGGCCGAAGACCUCGAGAUCCUCGUCAAGCUCGGCACGGGUGACAAGAGCACCGUGCACUACACCUGCGACUUCAGCCACGACUACGUCACCAUCAACGGCGACUAUCGCACUUGA
Drechmeria coniospora is the source of this 1344-nucleotide messenger RNA. RefSeq names its product putative glutamate N-acetyltransferase precursor. Gene Ontology annotation, biological process: L-ornithine biosynthetic process; L-arginine biosynthetic process. The transcript has 2 exons. NCBI's taxonomy places the organism in Eukaryota, Fungi, Ascomycota, Sordariomycetes, Hypocreales, Ophiocordycipitaceae. Gene Ontology annotation, molecular function: L-glutamate N-acetyltransferase activity, acting on acetyl-L-ornithine as donor; L-glutamate N-acetyltransferase activity, acting on acetyl-CoA as donor. The record is from RefSeq and is a predicted model, not a curated record. Bases 1 to 1344 code for a protein of 447 amino acids. Gene Ontology annotation, cellular component: mitochondrial matrix.